Parascedosporium putredinis is the source of this 1170-nucleotide messenger RNA. The record is from the annotation of a GenBank genome assembly. NCBI's taxonomy places the organism in Eukaryota, Fungi, Ascomycota, Sordariomycetes, Microascales, Microascaceae.
AUGCUCGCUUCUCUCGAAUCAGAUGCUCUACAACCCGUCGCGGCCAUGCCGUCUUUCGACAAACUUCCCAACGAACUCGUUCUGCUUCUCGCGGAGCAGAUCAUGAGCGAGCAUGACCUCAACUCGUUAUGCCAAGUGAACUCUCGCUAUUAUAAUCUUAUCAACCCCUAUCUCCGCCGGUUUCACGUUGACGUCAGUCGCAGCGUGGUGGGUCUGAGUUACGCCGUCAUGGACAACUCUUUGACGGCUGUGCGCGCAUGGUUAGCAAUGGAUGGUAUCCACGUCAACGGUGGCUGGGACGAACCGGUGCCUCUGAUACUCGCGAGCAGGCACGAGGAUCUUGAAAUCUUCCGCCUACUUCUCGCCCACCCGCAAAUUGAUCCUAGUUAUAAUCCAGAAGAACAACCCUGCCCUCUAGCAGUCGCGGCCCGCGAUGGCAACGUUGAGGCUGUCCGGAUUCUCCUUUCUCAUGAGCGCAUCAAACCGUCCCUAUGUGACGUUUGGGGCAAGACACCGUUGAUGUGCGCUGCAGGGCGACUACAAAAUUUUGAAGUGGUCAAGUUGCUCCUUGACGAUGGGCGAAGCGACAUCAACGCCACCAAUGAUAAUGGGGUAACCGCGAUGCACAUAGCCGCAGGGGUCGGCGACAGGGAGACCAUAAUGCUCCUCUGGGAGCGCGGAGCUGAUCCCAUGGCCAGGACUGCAGUUGGCGUAACGCCGCUAGGGUACGCAGUGGCCAAGCACCGCGUUGAGGGGGUUUCUGCGUUGCUGGCCAUCCCAGAGGUUAACCCCAACACUGAAAAUCGACACGGAGGCUGCCCGCUCCUCGAUGCGGUUACCAUCGAUCCCAGGGUUCCCAUUCUCAAGAUGCUUCUAGCGGAUGAAAGGAUAGACCCCAACUUUCACACCAGAGGGGGCCUGCCCUUAGUAACUGCCAGCUCAAUGGGCCUGCAUGAUAGCAUGCGACAGCUACUCGCGCACAAGGAUAUCAACGUGAACGCCCUGGGCUGUGGCGAAUUGCCGCUCUGCGAAGCUAUAAAAUCCACAAUAUGGGGUACGACUGAGAUUCUCCUCGCAGAUCACCGAAUCGACCCUUUGGCGGUAGAUGGCAACGGCCAUGUCCAGAGCAUGGAGCUUCAGUGCAGCGCUCCUACCACGAAAGCAAACUGA